Triticum turgidum subsp. durum (durum wheat) is the source of this 738-nucleotide messenger RNA. Lineage: Eukaryota; Viridiplantae; Streptophyta; Magnoliopsida; Poales; Poaceae. The record is from the annotation of a GenBank genome assembly.
AUGGGGAAGCACGAUCACCACCACCACCACCACCACCACGAUGUGGAGGCGUGCUACCCGCCCGACGGGUACAUGAUCGAGAGCCCGGAGCUGCGCUGGGCCUUCAUCCGCAAGGUGUACGUCAUCGUCUCCAUCCAGAUGCUCGUCACCGUGGCCGUCGCCGCCGCCAUGAACCUCACCGACUGCGUCCGCAACUUCUUCCUCUCCCGCACCCCCGCCGCCCUCGUCGCCUUCAUCCUCAUCCUCAUCUCCCCCCUCCUCGUGAUGCUGCCCAUGGUCUACUUCCGGCAGAAGCACCCGGUGAACCUGGUGUUUCUGGGCAUCUUCACCGUGUGCGUCAGCCUGUCGGUGGGGCUGGGGUGCCUCACCAAGCGCGGGCCCAUCAUCUUCGAGGCGGCGGGGAUGACGCUCGUCGUCGUGGUCUCGCUCACCGCCUACACCUUCUGGGCGGCCAGGCGCGGCCACGACUUCGAGUUCCUGGGGCCCUUCCUCUUCGCCGCCUGCGUCAUCCUCAUGCUCUACGCCAUCGUCAUCAUCCUCUUCCCCAUGGGCAAGACGGCCGUGCUCGUCUAUGGCUGCAUCGCCGCGCUCAUCUUCUCCGCCUUCAUCAUCUACGACACCGACAACCUCAUCAAGCGCUACACCUACGACGAGUACGUCGCCGCCUCCAUCACCCUCUACCUCGACAUCAUCAACCUCUUCAGGGCCAUCCUCAUGGCCCUCGAUGCCGCCGACUGA